AUGACUGUAAAUCUUCAAAGUGAACGGGCAUUCAUCGGAGUCGUUGGGAAUAUCGCCAGGCAUUUGUUGAAACUCCGGUACUUCGUGGCGACCGGCGUCAUUGGAGGCAGUGUCGCAGCUAGAACGGUUUGAAAUUUCUCGAUAUCUUCGUAAUUGUCCAUGCUUACCAUAAAUUCUAUCGUUAUCAUAAGUUGGCAAGUACAGAACUCAAAAAUCACAGAAGGCUUACCUAAUUUUUGAAAAUUAAAUGAAAAAAAUGAACUUUAGUCUCGAGUAUAUGAAUUUCAAUAAAGUUCCAACUUCAGGAGGUAGUGUGGAAACUUCGCUGAAGGGUAAUUUAGGACCUCUUGAUUGCAAAAUAAAAAAAUUUUUUGAGUUAUGAAGCUUCAAAGUGCGCAAAAUACGCAAAUUGGGACAAAAAAGGGGUGGUAUGAAAAAGACCAGCGAAAAAUUCAAAAGGCGACUUUUCCGAUUUUUUUGAUAUCGCUACGGAACUUUCCGACGGCCACCUUUUCCGACUAAUCUUUUUCCGACUUUUUUUCUCGAUAAACGCUUCGUUUUAAAUCUUCCUAUAUAAAGUAGAAAAAGUUAUUCAUGAUUAAAACGCAAAAAAAUAGGGAAAAGAAAAGUUAAUAGAUGUGUUAUAAACUGAAAAACAUAAGGGGAAAAAGUCGGAAAAAGUUUCGUCGGAAAGGUGGCCGUCGGAAAGUUCCCUAGCGAAAUGAAAAAAUCGGAAAAGUCGCCGUUUGAAUUUUCGCUAGUGUUUUUUUCAUACCACCGAAUGAAUUGCAAUUUAUUAUAACUUUCAGUGGAUGUAGUGUGGAAACACUUUUGGAAACACAAAAAGUUUACUUUAGGACCUCCGGAUUGCAGAACAAGAAAAUUUUUUCACGCAAUAGAUCUCGUUUUCGAGUUAUGAAGCUUCAAAGUGCGCAAAAUACGCAAACGGACAAAAAAAGCGCUAUUUCAAGAUUUUGAAGCGUUCUCAUUCGAACGAGAUCAAGAAAUUUUUUUUUUUGGUCUGCAAUCAGGGGGUCUUAAAGUACACUUCAGAGAAGUUUCAUCGAAAGUUCAACUGGAUAAAAAAGUUCCCUAGUAAGAAACUUUUACAGUUUUACCGGGAAAGUGAAAAAAAAAUUUCAGUUCGCUUUCAUUACUGGUUGAGUAACCUUGGAACCCUUCUCAAUUUUCAAGAGGAAAAAAUUAAAAUUCACUUUUUUCUUGGAGUAUAUUCUCAGAAAGACGUGAGGACUGAAGUUUUUUUCAAUCGGAGAAAAAAAUUCGUUUAAAAAAAUAAUAUUCCCGUUUCAGCUGUUUCUUAUAGGUUUGGUUUUCGUUUGAUAUCGCAGUGUUUUCUAAGAGCCAUAGAACCUGUUGACAUGCCAGAAAAAAAGGCAGCAAAAAAAGGAAAAAUUUCUAUGAAUCCUUUUUCCACUCUCUCCGACUUUGCCUAUGAAGCUAGAAGGAACUCUUCGAAAAAUAAUAGAUAUUUUAACAAUCAAUUUUUUCUCAAAAAAAAAAAAAAACAUCGAACGAAUAUUUCCAGUGGUACGAAGACUGGAAAUCGAAUCUGCCGGACCUUUCCCUGCCCGAAUGGGCGAAAUUCGACAGCAGUCCUGCUUGGGGCGAAGUUUCCGACAAAAUCCGAGCGAUUCGCGAAGGAUUCGGCGCAAAAGAUGGGGAGAGCAAGUGGGCCGAAUGGCUGGCCAAGUUGGAAGCUUUCCGGAAGGAUAAAGGUGCUCUGAAACUCGAAAUUGAUCUCAGUUAAUCGUUGAAGUUUUUAAGAAAACGGAAACGAAUCUGGCGGAAGUGGCAGUGGGCCGGAGAUCCCUGUGAAAGGUUUGAGAAAAAAACUUUUUAGGAAAAAGUUGGAAAGUUUUUCAAUGAAGAGCGAUUUGACAAGUUUUUUUAAAUUAGAAUUUUUUUCUAUUAAAGUUGGUUUUAGAGGGAUAGAAAAAAAGUUGGAAAAAGUAGACAUUUCCGUCGAAAAAUUUUAAUGAAAAAGAAUUUUUAGAAAGUUUCGAAUCGGAAUUUUUUUCUUGAAGAAAAUUCUUUUUUUCAGAUGUGAGUUUUUCCAUUUUCGGAGGAAUUUUUUUAAAAAAAUCAUUUCAAAAAAAGUUCCUAUCCGAGUUUUUUUCGACAAAAAUCGACUUUCAGAGGUAGAUCUCAUGCUAAACUUCUCUAAAGUUCGAAUAGUAAAAAAAUAAAAAAAUAAAAAAAUUUUUUUCUCGAUAAUGUGCCUUUCGAAUAAUAUUUGCAUUGUGAACUUCAUUUUUUUAAAAUGAAAUCUCGAACUUUCUCCAGAACCUGUACUACUUUCAUUCAUGGCCGCUUUCGGGAAGAAGGAAGAGGAGAAAAAAAGAAGACGAACCAUUGGAAGAGAGGAUCAAAAAGCUUCAAGAGGAAAUGCUCCGCACUCAGGUUUUUUUGGAUCAACAAAAAAACAAUAAUAAAUAUCUUUCCCGAAUGUUCCGAAAAAAAAAAUCGUUCACUUUUCGAGGGACAGUGAAAUGAAUUUUGAGCAAUUUCUUAAGUUUAAAACAGAAAAUAAAGCCUAAAAUCAUUAGAAACAAAAAAAUAAUGAAAGAUCUCUGUUUUAUUUCUUUAAAAAGAAGUAUUUUUUUAGCUUUUUUUCAAUUUUCCGUCCUGAAAUCGGUGAUAACCUGUUUGGCGAUAUUUUUUGUUUCUUUUGCUAGCUUGAUUGAAAGAUUUUUCUCAAGUAACUGUUUUUAUUUUUAUUUUUUUCAAAGUUCUAGGCAGUGAAUUUGAAGAAAACGGUGAAAACUUUUCAAACUUUUUUCAGCUCAUAAUUUUUCGUUGUUCUCUAAGUAUCCCAUUUCUUCUUGAAGAAAAAUUUACAAGUUGAAAAUUUUUGAUGAAAAAAAAACAUUUUUGAAAUUGAAUUCUGAAGUGUUUCACAGUAUACCAAUAAAAAAAUAUGAAAAAUCUUUUUCCACCAUAAAUCAUGGUAUUUUACAAAAAUUGAUAGAUUUUAUGCCGUGUAAUUUCGGCGAAAUGCGAAAUUAUCUCUGACCCUUCAAAAUUUAGUUAUCUUUUUUCAAUCUCUGAUGGGUAUUUUUUAUUUUCACGGAAUCACUUUGAACUCGGCAAUAACUUGAUUACAAGGAGAAAGUUAUGGAAAAAAAAUUUUUAGCUGAAAAUGUGAACGUGUUGGCAGCUUUUCAGCCAACAUUCAAAUAUUUUAAAUUCGAUUUUCAUAUGAAUCUUUUUGAAAUUCCAAUUUCAGAGUCAAUACCAACGCGAGCUGGAACGUCUGGAAAAGGAAAAUAAAGUCCUGAAACAGCGACUCUUGCUGUCGGAUCAAGGAGCCGUGAGAAGAUUGAAACGGUUGAAGGUAUCUUAUUACAAAAUUUGAAUUCUAAAAAAAAAUUCGUAGAAAAAAUAUCCACCAUGUAAAAUCAUAUGUAGGCUCAUUAAAAUGUUUAAAGCUUAUGGGUGUGUAGGUCGCUUACACAAAUGGUUUUCACAGUACUUAACCAAUAGAACUCAAUUUGUCCGCCUCAAUGAUGAGGUAUCCAACGAAACCGAGGUGUUGUCUGGGGUUCCACAAGGAAGCUGCUUAGGACCGUUGUUUUUUUCUUGAUAUACAUAAAUGAUAUAACUAGUGUCGUAAAAACAUAGCAAAAUGCUCAUUUAUGCAGAUGACGUAAAAAUUAUUCAUAAGCUCAGAAACUGAUAAUUACAACCUCAAGCUGCAAUCAGAUAUUAACUCAAUAAGAUACUGGCUUUUUAGAAAGGCAACUAUCUAUUUCUAGCUCUAAAAAGCGUCUAUGUGCGGUAUGGUAAAAGAAGGGGAAUCUGGAACGACUAUAGAAUAGGAGAGGAAUCCAUCCCCAAACAAGAGGUGAUUAGAGAUUUAGGAGUUAAUUUCAGUUCCGAUCUGAAAAAUGCAUCAUCAUAUCGACAUAAUAGUCAAAAAAAGCAUUCGUAUAAUCAAUAAUCUUUUUCCGUUGCUUCACUUUUUUUCCGUUAAAAAAACUUUAUGAACUGUUAUAAAGCCAAAAAUUCUACCAAUUUUAGAGUAUGGAUCAGAGCUAUUCUCUCCACUAACCCAAUCUGACAUAAACAGGCUAGAAUCGGUUCAAAGAAAAAUUCACCAAACGGCUUCUCCCAAAAAGAAACCUAUGCUGUAAGACUAAAAAUCCCUUUCUCUAGACACUCUAUGGACAAGGCGUCUGCGAAAAAGAUAUCAUAAUUACACAUCAGUUCAUAUAUGGCUAUUAUUGGUGUCCAUCUCCAUUCAAAUUACAAACGAUAUCAAAUAGACGAAACCAACUGAGAGGCAACGGCCUUAAAACUCGAACCCCCACCAAUCCAUCAUGUUCACUAUAACUUUAUUACGCAACGCGUGUAUAAAUACUGGAACGGCUUAAACAGAGUUAUGGUUUUUGAGGAUGACCAAAGAAGAUUUAAAAAGUUGUAUGAAAAAAAUUGGUUUUUUUGAUAAAGGAAGCUGCAAAUUUCGCAAAAAUGAUUCAACUCGUUUAUAGAUUGCUUUUUCUUUUUUUGAUUCUCUUCGAUUUCGACCUAAAAAUAUUUUUUUAGAUUAAAAUGGAACUUUAUCGAAGUGGAGGCAAAUAUAACUUUCAUGGUUCUCUUCCUCCACGCCACAGAUCUGUCUGUGAGCGAAAUAAACAUUCAUGUAAAUCGGGAAACCUUCUUUUCGAUUCUUUUUUGUUUAAAAAUCUUCUUGAUUACUAUUUUUUGACCAUAUGAGCAAAGUCCGAGGUCUUCACACCUCAUUUGGGCCCUCUGAUCUUACUCACCUCAUUGGUCAAGUGCCUAAGCGCGCUGUUCUCGUUAAAAGUGUCUUUGGUUCAAUCCCUCGUCGAAAAAUUUGCCAUUUCUCUGAAGCUAUGAAGAAAUCGAGAAGCUUUGAGCUGUACAAUCUUCCAAAAUAUCUCACAAAGAGUUUUCUGGAACUGUUCAGUGAUGAUUCGCGAUUGGCUGAGCUUAAAUCUUGUUCAGGGAAUUUUUUUAGAAAAAUGUUUAAAGAUGUCAGAGAUUUUUGUGGGAAAUGCUCUUUUUGAAAUUUUUUUAAAAAAAUAUAUCAAAAAAACUUCAGUUGAUUCAGGGAUUUUGAAGAAGUUAAUAGAAGGAUUGCCGUUUGAGGUGGCGAAUUCGCCAAUUUUUUUCUGUCCUUCAAGGAUUUUUCAAUACCUUUUUUUCUGUUCGAAAAAAAUCCAAGUUAAAAAAAUUUAUUUUUUUCGUGUUUCAUCGUUUUGGAUUAAUUGUUAUUAGUUAUGUUUUUUCAAAUAUUCAGCGAGUGAAACUCAAAACUUAUUCAAAACACCAGAAAGCGAAUUUUUUCUUGUUUUUUUUUUAUUCGAAUCCUCUUGUGCAAUUGAAAUAGUUGUAGUUGUUUUUUUGAUUCAAAAAAAUUUAAUUAUAAAAAUCUGAUUUUCAUCAUUAAAAAGGAACAGUUUUAACAUAAAUUUAUUUUUGGAGAGAUCUAUCACAGGAAAAGUCUGAACAGCCUCAAAAAUCCCUUAAAAAAGAGUCGGAAGCUCCUUUUUGAGAUCAAAGAAAAUGCCGAAAGUUUCUCGGAAUCCCCUUCUUUUCAUCUUCUUUCUCCUCCUUUUUUUUCCUCCUUAAAAGGUCCUUCAAGAAAAAGGUAGAAAAAAAGGCGCCUUUGAGACUUUUUGGACUUUGUUCGUGAUUUAGGAAGCCUCCAGAAUUAAUUUUUUUGGAAAAGAAGCAGUUUUUCUCACAAGUUUCAAAAAUUGGUUGCUCGAAAAACAAUCAUUUAUCUCAGAGGUCCCUGAUCGACAUGUACAGCGAGGUGUUGGAUCUCCUCAACGAGUACGAUUCUUCGUAUAAUACGGCGGACAAUUUGCCUCGCGUUGUAGUCGUCGGAGACCAGAGUGCAGGUUUGGAGAGAAAAAAUUUGUAGCUUCAAUUUGAUUUAUUUUGUAGCCGGAAUAUCGUCUUUUAUAUUGUAAGUGGUCUUGAAACAUCAACUAAGAAGAUUUUAAUGGACAUCCUGAGGUUUUAUUGUAAUAUAUCUUUCAAAAAAAUAUUCUAUUUGGUUAGGUUUUUUUCUCUAUAAACUAUCAGAUUCAUUGCCGUGUUUGAAAAAUGAGUAAUUUUAGCUUCAAUUAGAGACAUUUUUUUGUUUUGUAGGCAAAAGCAUCGGAUUUUUUUGUUUUGUAAGCGUUUUUGGAGAAUUUCAAGAACUCAAUAAUUUUAGAUUAUUUUUAAGCUCCUUUUUUAUAAUAUCUUCUCCAUAAAUAUAUUAAUUUAGUUUUGGUUAUCUUUCUGAUAUUUUUUUCGAUUCCUUGUCAGGUUUUGAAAAAAAGAUUAAUUUUAGCUUCAAUUUGAGUAAUUUUCAAUAAAAAUCUUCUGUUUUUUUGUUUUGUAAGCAGUCAUGAUGAAGAAGAAACUAUUUUUUUAAGGAUUUUUUUCAAGGACUUUUUUUCGAUCCAAAAAUAGAUUUCGCUUCAAUCAGCUUCCUGAGAGUUUUUUUAAUUUCUUGUCAGGUUUUGAAAAAAAUUAAUUUUAGCCUCAAUUUGAACCAUUUUUAGGCAAAAAAUGGGCUUUUUUAUGUUCCGUUAGUUGUCUCGAGGACCUCAGAAUAAAAUUAUCUUUUUGGAUCUUUUCAACCCUUUCAAUAUCUUCACAAAACAAAUAUCUGGCUAACUUUCUGAAAAUGUUCGCUGUUUGAACUGUCUGAUUCAUUUCCAGCCUCCGGAAAAGAAUGAUUGUAGCCUCAAUAUGAUUUAUUUUGUAGGCAAGACCUCGGUUCUCGAAAUGGUGGCUCAGGCGAGGAUUUUCCCGCGUGGAUCCGGCGAAAUGAUGACCCGAGCUCCUGUUAAGGUAGUUCAAUUCAUUCAUUAGGCGCAGACUUGUUCUGCGCCAUUUGGGUUUAGGCUGGAUUGGAAAAAAAAGGGCGUUUCGUUAAUAUUAUUUCCAUUCAAGCCUUCCUCGACCCUCUUUUUUUUCGAAUGAGAAAUUGUGCUCUUUAAUUACCGAUCAAUUAUUGGAGCUGGUUGUUCGGCUUCCGCUUUCAAAAAUAAACGUUUUGUUACAUUAAUUUUCAUUUCCCUCCACGAGAAAUAAUUUCCAGGUGACACUGUCUGAAGGACCGUACCACGUGGCGCAGUUCAAAGAUUCGUCGCGGGAGUUCGAUUUGAACAAGGAGCAGGACCUCCAGCAGCUCCGCUCUGAGAUCGAAGUCCGCAUGCGGAAUUCGGUCCGCGGCGGCAAAACCGUCUCCUAUGACGUCAUCGCCCUGACUGUCAAAGGUACCGAAUUUUAUGAAAAAUAAGAUCUCUUAAAGGCCUUAAAAAGAGGGGGAUUGCUAGAAAUCGAAGGGUUUUUCAAAAAGAGAAUCAAAAAAAAAACUAUGAUAAAAAAACCUAGAAAUUUUUUUAACUGAGAAAGAUGAGGUGUAAAAAUCAACGUGAAAAAUGAAAAAACUUGAAAAAGCUCCUCUUUUUACAACUUACAAGCAUUAGAGAAAAAAACCGGAAUUUGAAUCACCUACUCGCUCGAAAGAGGUUUUUUUAAUUUUAAUUUCAACCUUAUUUUGAAACUCUUCAUUGCAUUAUUUAAUUAGUUAAUUUUUCUUAAAAACCAUAGAAAACUUUCAAAAUUUCGAUUAUUAUAAGUAGACUGAGUUUUCAGUAUCCUUGACGGAAUCUACUUUUGCAUCUUUCACUGCGAGUUGAACUUCAAAAAUCCGCAAAUUUGAGAUUGGAACGAAUUUUGAGUAUUUUUCUCGAACAAUUGCUUUUUUGUUGUUGUUAUGCUUCUCAUUCCAAAAAUUUGACCAAGAAUCUGCAUUUUUAUUUUGAAUGUUUGUUUUGGAAAGUUAGAAUAAUUCUAUCAAUUGAAAGCUUCCGAAGAUUUCUGUGAAAUCAAAAAGAAAAGGUCUGCCCGUAUUUGGCUGAAGACUGCCGGCUGAUCAUUGAACCCUCUGAAGUGUGUAAAAAAAGGACGGAAAAGGGUUAUCUCGUGAUCGACGAUUCUUUGCGAAUUUUCGAGUACUUUCAAUUGGAAAUUCAUCGCUUUUUUUCUCGCUGUCUAUUAUUUGCUAUAACUAUGACUUCUGAAGCUUCUUGGUGCGUUUUUUAGAGAAAACCUUCCCUUGAGUUUAGUUUGAUGUGCCUUUUAUUUAUUUAUGUAAUAAAUGCGGGUAAGUAUUUUUUUUGAAAAAAAGUUUCUAAAUUUUGGAUUUAUAAAUUAGGAGCUCAAAUUUUAGAUUUUUCUUUUUCGGAUAUCAAAAGAUUUUUUUAAUUUUUUUUAUAUAUUAGUUUGUGGUUCCAUCAUCUAUUUAUUAUUUUUUUAAUGGUCUAAGUUUUUUUUUUUAUUAUCGAUGAGAAGCUAAUCGAUUAAUUUUUUUCUUAUUAAAAAAACUGUGUGAGCAGGAAAGAUUAGAUUUUUUUGUUAAUUUAUAAGAAGUUAAAAAGUGAAACAUAAAAAAACUAACGCUCAUAAAGCUUUUUGUUCGAAACUUUUUCCAAAAAAAUGCAGAAGUUUCUGUUUUUCCUUGUAUUAUUUGAACUUUUAGAAGCCCAAAAAGGGUCGUUUUCUAUUUUUCGACAGUAUAGGUCAUAGGUUAAAAAAAUAUUCAUCUCAGAAGUUUUUUUCUUUUUGGGAAAUUUUUUUCAAAAAAAUCGAAAUAGUAAAUUUUUUUCUGACUUUUUCUUUUUCGGUGGAAAUUUUUUUGUAUUUUUUUGUCAAAAAAACGGAUAAGUCAAAUAUGGUUUGUUCAUUUUUAAUAGGAUAUAUAGGAAAUGAGAUGAAAUUAAAGGGACAUAGCUUCAGCAAAAAAAAUGAGCACCGCUUUUAAGAAGCCGUCACGAGCAAAAUUACCGAUGUAGCUUGAAAAAAAUCUGAAUAAUUUUGCAAAAACGUUGAUUUUAACUUUAAAAAAAGCGAAAUCAUUGAUUUUCAAGGUCCGAGCCUCCCGCGAAUGGUCCUGGUCGACCUUCCCGGCGUCAUUUCGACGGUGACGGCCGAUAUGGCCAUGGAAACGAAGGAUGACAUCAUCCGGAUGAGCAAAGCCCACAUGGAGAACCCGAAUGCGAUCAUUUUGUGCAUUCAGGAUGGGUUUGAAAGGAAAGUAGAAAUAGAAAGGAGGAUUUCUGAGUUUAGGUCCGUCGACGCUGAACGAAGCAAUGUGACGGAUUUGGUGAGCAGCAUCGAUCCGAGUGGAAAGAGGACGAUCCUUGUUUUGACCAAGGUUUGGAAGUCUUCAGAGGAUGAUCCUACAAAAAGUAAUGGCCGAAAAUUGAAUAAUAUAAUCAAAAUUAGCUUGCUAUCUAUAAAUUUGAUUGGGAGUUCCAUUUUGAUAACUUUCAAUCUUUUUGUGUUGCUGACAGCUUUGUCGAAUUUUUCUGAAAAAGUUCCAAGAGUGACUAUUUUUCUACUUUUUGAGAGUUUCUAAAGAAUUUUUCAAUAGUUUGAUUCAGGUCGACAUGGCUGAGAAGAACCUCGCCAACCCUGACAGAAUCAAAAAGAUUUUGGAAGGAAAAUUGUUCCCGAUGAAGGCUUUGGGAUACUUUGGAGUGGUCACUGGCCGCGGAAAUAGUAGCGAUUCGAUCGAUGAGAUCCGAAAAUACGAGGAACAGUUCUUCGCGUCGAGUCAUUUGAUGAGGUUUGAGGAGGAAAUUGAGUUCAAAAGAGGCUGGAAAGUCGGGAAAAAAAAAUUUGAAAAGGAGCUUUUUUGUUUGUUCUUUGCAGUGGUUCGAACUGGGUAGAGAAAAAUUGAAAAACUGCGUGAAAUAAAUCAAAAAUUGAGGAUACUGAAAGAUGCAGAGUUUUUCUUAAGUGUUUCCUUUCAAGUUCUGAUCAAAAAAGAAUUUCGAAGAUUUUGAACCCAGGGAAGUUUUCUCCGAAAAGGUGCGGAAAAUGGCCAAUCGGUGAUUUUUUUGUUUCAAAUUUUAAUAUUUCGUGCAUUUUUUUAUUAUAGAUGUGAUUUAAUCACUUUAAAAGCCUUGUUUUUUAGGAAAAUUUCGAUGAAAUCCUUAUAAUAAUUUUUUUUGCGUAGAAUGGUCACGUUUAGAAAGAACAGCAGGAAAAAUGCUACUAUAUACAGAGAUUUUCUCAACUUUUACAUCGAAAAACUGCAAAUUUAAGAGCAAUAAGCAAAGGUCUUGAAACGAAGAUUGGUCCAAUUUAGAUGAUGCAGACUAUUUAAUCCUCCAUUCGGAGUUCAUAAAUUUAUUUUAGCACGUAAAAGCGGUUGCGCUAAUUUCUGUACAUAAGUAUAGCUCGUAUGAUAAUGCACGCAAGAUUUCGCAACGAUUUGUGGAUAUAUAAUUCUAGUGAAUGUUGUCUUUAUUUCAGAAAAAGGACAAGGAGUUGUAUGAAAAAAUAUAAAUCGAAAAAUAAAAACACUAUCUUGAAAAAACAUUUUUAGAAAUAUAGAAGAUCCUCGAUUUUAUUCAAAUUUUACAGGGACGGCAACCUGAAGCCCUCCCAAAUGACCACGAGAAACAUGUCCCUGGCAGUUUCCGAAUGUUUCUGGCGAAUGGUCCGAGAUUCGAUUGAUAGUCAAGCUGAUGCUUUCCGAGCUUCACGGUUACUUUUCUCAGUAUUUUCAGAAUUUAUGUAGUUUUUUCAAGAUUCAACUUGGAGACGGAGUGGAAAAACAACUUCCCAAGAGUUCGGCAGCUCGACCGCGAUGAGCUUUUCGAUAAGGUAAUGUUUUAGGAGAGUGCAAAAACUGAUGGAAAUAAAGUUUUCAGACUUUAGCUCGAUAAUUUACAAUAAUCAAUGCCUUUUGACAAGUUUCUAGAUCCAUUAAGAUUUGAAAAAUUGUUUCACAGUUCAAGAUUUAAUUUUGAACAAAAUUGUACAGAUUUAUUUUAGAAUUUCUGAGAAUUUCAGAAAAUUUACGGUUCUUAACAACCAAAUUUUAAGUAUGUGCUCAUAAAAUUUUCGUAGAUGCUGUAAUUUUUUCAGAGAAGAUAGAAAAAAGUCGAAGUUUUCAGAAAGAAUACCUUUUUGAACUCGAACUUCAAGAUUUAUGGCGUUUUGAAAUUUUUUAGCACGAAAUAGAACUAUUUUGAAAGUUCAGUGUUCAAACUUAAACCGUGGAAGAAAGGGAGCAUUAUCUACCAAAACAGUUAUUAUAUUUGACCUUAAAAUAUUCUUGCUCACAUUUUAUGAAAACUCGUUUAUUUUUUAGAUUUGUUUGACAAAAAAGGAACACAUUUUUUACACUGUGAAUAGUACCCGAAACGAUUGAGGAAAAAAGAUAAAUUUCACAACCUUUUGAAGCUUUCAUCGAAAGCGAAUGAACUUCUUAAAAUAUAUCUAUGGUAAACUUUGAAGAUUUUUUCUUCAAACGGCUGUUAGUUGUUUAUUUAUUUUUUAUUUAUUCAGGCUCGAGGCGAGAUUCUGGACGAAAUCGUGAAUCUUUCGCUGGUCGGCGUCGAAGAAUGGGAGAAAAUGCUGCACAAGAAGCUGUGGGACGGCGUCGCCGACCACUUCUUCGACCAGAUUCUCAUGCCCGCUUAUGCCAGCGAUAAUCCCGGGUUUAUCCCAUUUUUCCCCCCGGGUGCCUUAUUUUUGGCACUUUCAGGACUUUCAACACUAUGGUGGAUAUACGGCUCAAGCACUUUGCCGACAAGGAUUUGGCCACGAAAAGCAUUUCGGUUUUUUUUAUUUUGCUUUGUUUUUGCCUGUUUUCGGAUGAUUUGAAUCUUUAAAACAAAUGUCGAGAUCAAAGUUUUCAUUUAUCAUUUGCAUGAGUUAAAUUGACCGAAGAAACGUUAGGAAAAACCUGUAUUUUUUUUUUAAAUUUAGGGAUUUUUUUUUACGCAAAAUUUGAAGAUUACCCGUUUUUUUUUUUUGCCUUCCCACCGAAAUUAUCAAACAGUAGGAACCAGAUAAAAAUUUUUUUGUUCCAUAAAUUAUUCAUAAAAAAAUUAUUUCUCAGAGAAAAAAAUUGGCUUUUUGAGAAUUGAUGUUAUAAUCAGUUGAUCAUCAGGUUAUACAAAGUUUUGAUUUUUUUAAUUCUUUUUCGGAUUCUUAACCCGAUUUUUACCAUCGAAAAAAAUCAUCGUGAAACCCGUUUUAUUCAGAAAAAAUCGAGAAAAAAACUUUGAUAACUUGAAAAAAAUGGUUCUUUAUUUUCUGAUAACUGAUCCCGUUUUUCUGACAAAUUUUUUUAGUGAACUUUUUUUAUUCUAUUUGCGGAAACUUCAAUUUUAUAGCUGGAAUCGAUAAGAAAGAUCAAAAAAAUAAUUAUUUUCAAAUAUUGAUUGAGAUUUUCGUCAAAAAUUAUGACAAAUUCCAGCUCUUGACUCGAUUAAAUUUUUUUCUUAGAGCGUAUUUUUUUCAGAAUAAUGUUUUUUUAAAAAAACCAAUCUUGUUUUAAAAAAAUCCAAAUCCAUUUUUUUAACUUUUCGAUUCAAAAAAAGUAGUUUCUUCAUUCAUCGAGAUAUCAACGGAAUUUUUUUCAAGAUCCGAAGAAAAAAAUGAUUUGUUUGAAAAAAACGAUUAAAAAAACAAUUUUUAGACGGGUUGGGAAACUCUUCGAGAGGUCUUUCUGCGACAAAUCAAGCAGGAUGUCGUUGCUCGACGGGAUCACGAUCCGAUUUUCGACCCAUUAAAAGAAGCCGUCAUUGAAGAAGCUAUGAGUACGCAUCAGUGGGACGAGAAGGCCAUGGACUACUUGGUGAGUGAAAAAAAAAGAAGAAAAAAGCGUAGUUUUUGAAGGAAAAAAACGACAAAAAUGAAACCUGAAAUUUUCUAAAGCAGUGGAAAUUUUUGUCGUUUGCCCGAAUUUUUCUCCGCCUAAGGGCAUUUCAAAUUCGUGAUCCGGGUUUCAGAGUUGAGAAGUUCAUUGGAAAUUUCUUAAAGUAUUUUUUUCAAAUUUUUCGAAAUUUCUUUAGUCAGGUACUCAGCAAAAUCACAUUAUUUGCACCUAAAAAUCUCCUUUUUUCAUAUAGAAAUAAUUGAAUUUUCGGGACUUUUUUUGCAGCGCGUCAUCCAAUUGAAUGCGAUGGAAGACCGCGCCGUGCAGGACCGAAGAUCGUGGGAGUCGGCGUGCAAUUUCCUCAGCAAAGUGAUUAUCCACUAGAGCUCUCAAAAAUGUCGUUCCGUCGGAAUCGACGUGUUGAAAUGUCUGACCUUUCUGUUUUCAAAAUGACGACUUUUUGGGAAAAAAAUAUGUAUUUUUGCUGGAAGUUAUUAUUAAAAAGCCGUUCAAAUGUUCAUUUUUAAGAGCUCUAUUUUCCACUGCCUUUUUCUCGUUAUAAUGUACCUUUUUGCCCUGUGAAGGCGGCCACGGAGAGACUGACCGAGGUGAAAAAGCAGCUGGACGAGGGCCGAGGACCGUCUUGGCUGUCCAAGUGGGUCUUCUGGAGGACCCCCACCGCCGACAAUCACUACGCCUGUCUUAUUCAGGACGAGCUCAAGACCUUGCUCGCCAAUGAUCCGGUUCGUUUUUUGGAGAUAUCCAUGUUUAAUUUCUUCAAAACUGGCGCGAACUUUUAAUCUUUCUGCAUGUAGGAGAACAAUAAGAUUGAUAAGAUUUCAGAAAUGUUUCUUUAAUUUAUCCUUUUUUUUCAUUAUUUUUUUGUCAAACUUUAUAUUUAUUCAAAGACCGUUGUAGCUCUACUGUUUGGUAAAUCAUUUGUUGAUAAUUAAAAUUUGAAAAAAAAUAAUUACGAAAACCGAUGAAAAGAAAAUAAUGAAGUUGAAAAGAAAGCUAUUGAUCAAUUAAUUUUUCAGUAAAAGUUCGAAAAAAAAUUUUUUGAGAAGAAAGUUUAGCCCAGGUAAAAUGAGCAGGCGUUUGUGAAAGCUGAAAAUUGGAAUUUUCUAUGAAAUGGGAAUUUUCUGAUUUUUUUUGGGUUUUGUUUUUGUUUCUGAGAAUUCCAAAGCUUUUCCGCGAAAGACGUUUAAAAAAAAAAUAAAAGCAGCUUUAUUUGAAUUUCCUAAGCUUCCUGGAAAUCGAGACCUUGAAGUCAUUUCUAUGAGGAGAUUUAUGGGAAUUAAAGAAACUUUUAAAUGAAAACUUGUGAAAAUCGAGGAUGAAGCUUCAAUAAUAAUGAUUUAUUGACACUAACGAGUGCACUUGGAUCUAUAAUUUAAGAGAAUACAUUAUGCCGUGUUCAAUUUGAUUCCGCGAAAUCAAAAUACCCGUUAGAAAAAGGAACAGAUCCCUAAAUUUUGGAGAGUCAGAGAUCAUUUUGCAUUUCGCGGAAUCAAAUUGAACACGGCAUUAUAAACUUAUACAUCAUUUGAGUCUUGAAGGAAUAGAUGUGAAGAUUUUGUGUAAUGGUAGAUUGAAUAGUCAAUUUUUUAAGUUUCUGCAGAAAUAAUAUUCAUUAUUUUCUUAGGAGCACAAACAGCAGCUGACUGACGAGGAUAUCACGGUUAUCAGGCGGAAUAUCGAAACGAAAGGCGUCCUGGACAUUCCAACGGAAACGAUCCGGAAACAGUGGAAACUCGUCUUCAAAAAGCACUUCUUGGAGCGAAUCGUUCAAGUUUUGCUCGGUUUUUGGCUGAGAUUCAAAAAAAUCCUUGUAGUCGAGCCGCGAAUGCCUAUCCCUGUAUCAAAUUUAUCGCGAAGGCCUCGCCGAGGGACAGGACAUCGACUGUCAGACGAUUGUGCUGUUUUACAGGUAAUACUUGGGAAAAUGAAGCCCUUUUUUUCCGAAGAUUUUAAAUAAAUCAUCUUGUAGUGGAAGCAAGUGCGCUCCAGUGAGAAAAUCCUCUUUUUUCAAAAUUUUUCACAUUUUUUGGGAAUCUAUGUUCUUCGGAGCUUUUAGAGCAGUAUAGAGUUUCAUUUUUGUACGCUCUCUUACUUAUAGAACCACCAGAAAGGGUCCCUAGAGGGAUUAAAAAGUGCUCCGUAGAGUGGAAAAAUCUAGGUAGUCCCUAUAGGGGUAUAAAGUGGGAUAACCCUAAAGCUUAAGCUUGAAAUGCUCCUUCCCAUAGGCUACAUAAAAAACGAACAAAGGCUCCCCUAUAGUGAUCACUUUAGCAUUAUUUAGUGCCCUUUUAAGGAGAGAUAAAAUGAUCUCUUGAGAAGAACCUACAAAUGCCCCUCUAGGGACCACUCUGGAGUUCUUAAUUCAUUUCAAAGGUUCGAAACUAGACUCUAGUUUGGGGGCUCUUCGAAGUUUUCACUGAAAAUAUCGAUAAGUUUCAAAUUUUCACAUUUUAAUAGCUGUUUUUUUUUGGGAUUUAGGAGGAUCUACCAAGAGGAAAAAGAAAUCUGAUUUUAUCAAUUGAAGAUGCUUAAAUAAAUCUAUAAGGUCUUUCAUUUUAGGAUACAAAAAAUGAUCAAUUUGACGUGUAAUGCGCUGAGGCAGCAGAUCACCAACACUGAACAACGGCGAUUGGAAAAAGAAAUUAAGGUCUGUUUUUAUUUUUCAAUUUGAAGAUUUUCGAAAAAAAAAGUUAUUUUCCGACGGUUUUAGUUCGAUGAGUGUUCCUUGUUUGGCCCAAAAUCAACAACCAGAUUAUCAUCCCUUUUUUUAUUUACAGGACGUUCUUGAUGAUUGGUCCCAAGAAGCUGAUAAGAAAAAGGAGUUUUUGACUGGUCGCCGAGUUGAUCUUGCCGAGGAAAUAAGUGAAUCUGAACCCGAAUUUCGAAAUAAUUCUAUGAUUUCAGAGCAAGUCCGCCGGAUUCAGGAGAAGCUGGAGGAGUUCAUGACGCAGCUGCAACGCGAAAAAGUCUAG
This is a messenger RNA of Caenorhabditis auriculariae, 15666 nucleotides long. The record is from the annotation of a GenBank genome assembly. Lineage: Eukaryota; Metazoa; Nematoda; Chromadorea; Rhabditida; Rhabditidae.